CAUAGAUUCAAGGAUCUGCUUAUAACAAGCCACUUGCAGGACUGGGACCUGACUCUCCAAUCAAUACCAAAAGACUUGUAGAGAUCUGAAGAAGACUCUUCGUCCUUCAGCUGUACUAUGCUAGCGGUCCUCCUGGCCAAUGGUUGUUUUGCAGCAGGCAGGACUGCCUCCCCAUUCUCGUCCUGAGAAGCCUUCAGCUCUUCCUAUGUCAGUGGCCACCCGGCCAAGAGCCAGCUCGCCACUGUCCCCGCAGAAAUCUCUUGGCCUGGGGCCCUCCUUGCAGCGCACGCAAGAGGACGAGCUUACAAAGGCAGUGGAGCAGGAUCCUGUGCUGGAGGAACUAUGUAAGCCCCUGUGCUGCAAACUUUGCAAUGUCACUUUGAAUUCAGCCCAGCAAGCCCAGGCUCAUUACCAGGGGAAAAACCAUAGUAAGAAACUUCGGAAUUACUAUGCUGCGAAUAGUUGUCCAGCUUCUGCCAGAAUGAGCAAUUCAGUUGAGCCUGUCACACCUCAGAUUGUCUCCCUUCCAGCUCAGAUGGGCUCUUCUAAACCGGGCGGCCGAGUGAUCCUGGCCACAGAGAACGAUUACUGCAAGCUUUGCGAUGCCUCGUUCAGUUCUCCAGCUGUGGCCCAGGCUCACUACCAAGGAAAGAAUCAUGCCAAGAGGCUGCGUCUGGCAGAAGCUCAGAAUAACUCAUUCUCGGAGACGUCAGAUGUGGGCAAGCGGCGGGCACGGAAAGAAGGGAACGAGUAUAAGAUGAUGCAGAAUAGAAGAAAUGUGUACACAGUUCAGAACAACACAGGUCCCUACUUCAACCCCCGUUCGCGCCAGCGCAUCCCUCGUGACCUCGCCAUGUGCGUCACCCCGAGCGGCCAGUUCUACUGCUCCAUGUGUAAUGCGGGGGCCAGCGAGGAGAUGGAGUUCCGGCAACAUUUAGAAAGCAAACAGCACAAAAGCAAGGUGUCGGAACAGCGGUAUAGGAGCGAGAUGGAGAACCUUGGCUAUGUACAGUGACAUGCCGGCCCCGGCAGUAGUUUGCAGAUAGAGCAGCUUGUCUCACCUGCUGUUUGCCACAUGCCCUGCUUUGCGCUCCAUUUGAUAGGAGUCUGCUCUCUAGCUGUACAUGUAACACCUGCAAACGUAAUGGUAUGGUUAGGUUUCUUUUAUAUCCUAGUUGGCAGGAGUGUGCUCUGCAGGACACCAAGUGUUUUUAAUGUUCGUUUGCUAGUUCUCUAAGGCUCUUUGUUGCAUUGA
This is a messenger RNA of Gavialis gangeticus (Gharial), 1255 nucleotides long. It is a transcript of the gene ZMAT3, whose product is annotated as zinc finger matrin-type 3. The transcript is spliced from 6 exons. Gene Ontology annotation, molecular function: zinc ion binding; nucleic acid binding. Bases 140 to 1015 code for a protein of 291 amino acids. The record is from RefSeq and is a predicted model, not a curated record. Lineage: Eukaryota; Metazoa; Chordata; Crocodylia; Gavialidae.